Messenger RNA from Acanthoscelides obtectus, 2328 nucleotides. Lineage: Eukaryota; Metazoa; Arthropoda; Insecta; Coleoptera; Chrysomelidae. The record is from the annotation of a GenBank genome assembly.
GUCAAAGUGGCAGUUUUCCAUUUCUCUUUUUCAACUUUUUAAGCGUGGCUUGUCUUGCGUGGCCAUGAUAUCUUCACUCGGGCCAGGUUUUUAAUUUUGUAUUACUUUUCCCUCCAUUUUAUGCGGCCUACAAUGUUAAGUUGAACAUUUUUGUUAAUGAGUUUUUGGUUGUUCAUUAGUUCAUGUCACAGCUUCCUAUUUGGCAGCACUGGCGCUGGCGAUUGGUGCGUUAAAGUCAAACGUCACUCAAAAAGUGUGGUUAGAAUUUUUGUUAUUGUGUGAUUGUGUCUAACGGUGAUUACUUUUUAGUAUUUUGUUUGUGACAACUGUUAUAAGGUAGAUCAGAUAUAGUCGGGAUUUUUAAUGCCUUCAAGCUUGUACUAACUUGAUUUGCAGCUAAAAUGAGUGAUACAGAAGAAACCUCUGAGGGUGGACCAAUUCCCAAAAAGAGGCAUCAUGAAGAAGCUGACCAAAAUGAAGACUCACAAAGUACAGAACCGAAAAAGAAAGUCUUACCACAUACAAAGCUCUUUCUGGACAAUAUGCCAUCAGCAAACUCCUAUGAGAAAAGUUAUAUGCACAGAGAUGUUAUUACUCAUGUUCUUACGACUGCAACAGAUUUUGUGAUAACUGCUAGUUGUGAUGGACACAUAAAAUUUUGGAAAAAGAUGGAAAUUGGGAUAGAAUUUGUAAAACACUUCAGAAGCCAUUUAGGUCCAAUUGUGAAGAUAGUAUGUAAUGUUGAAGGGACAUUACUAGCUUCAGCCUCUCUAGACAAAUCUUUGAAAAUAUUUGAUGUAGUUAACUUUGAUAUGAUAAAUAUGUUGAAGCUAGAUUAUAUUCCAAAUACAAUAGAAUGGAUACAUGCUCCUGGUGACCCUAUACACACUAUUGCUGUGUCUGAUAAAGAAUCACCAAAAAUUUACAUUUAUGAUGGGCGAGGUGACAGCAAGCCUUUGCUGGUGUUGGAAAAAAUUCACAUGGCAUCAGUCAGCUUAAUGAGACACAAUCCCAAGUAUGAUGUUAUAAUCUCUGCUGAUAAAAAGGGAAUGUUAGAGUAUUGGUCAGGAUACAAGCAAGAAUGUAUAUUUCCAAAGAAUGUUGCUUUCGACUCAAAAUUAGAUACAGACCUGUUCAUUUUUGCAAAAAAUAGUACUUUUCCAACAGGUUUGGCUUUUUCACCUAAUGGUAAAAAGUUUGCCACUAUAUCAACAGAUAGAAAAGUCAGGUUAUUCAAUUUUGUUACAGGCAAACUGGUAAAAGUAAUUGAUGAAAGCAUGUCAAAGUUCAUUGAGUAUCAGCAAAAAACUCAAAAACUGCCAAAUAUGGAAUUUGGCAGGAGAAUGGCUCUAGAAAGGGACCUGGAGAAAUCAGAAAGUUUUGAGCUGGAGAAUAUCCUCUUUGAUGAAAGUGGUCACUUCAUAAUGUAUGCCACUUUACUGGGAGUAAAAGUCAUAAAUUUGUACAAUAAUACCUGCUCAAGGAUCAUUGGGAAGAAUGAAAAUUUGAGAUUAUUAAAUAUAGCACUUUACCAAGGAUCUGCGAAAAAAUCUAAAGCCGCCGUUACAUUAGAAAUUGAGGCUUCAAACAAUCCCACCUUAGAAGCCAUCCAACCAGAUCCCACCCUCGUCUGCACAGCUUACAAAAAGGCCCGAUUCUACCUGUUCUCUCAUAGAGAACCCGAAGACCUCCAAGGCGACCAGGAUCGUGACGUUUUCAACGAGAAACCUUCAAAAGAGGACACGUUUGCGGCAACGGAAAACCCUGCGGUGCAACGGUUGUACGAAAACGCCAUAAUCCAUACUGUCUUUGGAGAUAUACACCUGAAGUUGUUCAUGAAAGACUGUCCGAAGACUGUUGAAAAUUUUUGCGUGCAUAGCAAAAAUGGAUAUUAUAACGGGCAUAUAUUUCACAGGGUAAUCAAAGGGUUUAUGAUUCAAACAGGAGAUCCUACGGGCAACGGAACUGGCGGUGAAAGUAUAUGGGGAGGAGAAUUCGAGGACGAAAUUAGGCCACACUUGAAGCACGACAGACCCUACACAGUUUCCAUGGCUAACGCAGGCCCGAAUACCAAUGGCAGCCAGUUUUUCAUCACUUUAACGCCAACGCCGUGGCUGGACAAUAAACAUACAAUUUUUGGCAGGGUUGUCAAGGGUAUGGAAGUCGUGCAGAACAUCAGCAAUGCGAAAACGAAUGCAAAGACAGACAAACCAUAUGACGAUAUCAGAAUCAUAUCCAUCACUGUUAAAUAAUAAAUUGUUAAUUACUGUAAUUUAUAAUUUAAUAUGUAUAUAAAUAUUUUAAAUAAAUGUAUUUCAUAGAAAACUA